CGCGCGUGACGUUGGUUGUUUAGAAUGGGGAAGUAUCGGAAGUAAACGCGCUGUUUUGGUCGCACCUCAUACUAAUCGGUUACCUGAACUAACAGUUUAAUAAUGGGGCUUUUCGGGAAGACACAAGACAGACCACCCAAAGAUUUGAUCAACGAAUGGUCGUUGAAAAUACGGAAAGAAAUGCGGGUAAUUGACAGGCAAAUAAGAGACAUUCAGAGGGAAGAGGAGAAGGUGAAGAGAUCAAUUAAAGAUGCAGCAAAGAAGGGACAGAAGGACGUGUGUAUUGUUCUUGCCAAAGAGAUGAUUCAGUCAAAGAAGGCCGUCAACAAACUCUAUGCCUCCAAAGCCCAAAUGAACUCAGUACUUCUCAGUAUGAAGAAUCAGUUGUCUGUAUUAAGAGUGGCUGGUGCAUUGCAGAAAAGCACAGAGGUCAUGAAAGCCAUGCAGAGCCUGGUUAAAAUCCCAGAGAUUCAGGCUACCAUGAGGGAUCUUUCAAAGGAGAUGAUGAAGGCUGGCAUCAUAGAAGAAAUGCUGGAGGACACGUUUGAGAGCAUGGAAGAUGGGGAGGAAAUGGAAGAAGCAGCAGAGGCUGAGGUUGAUAAAAUCCUCUUUGAGAUCACUGCGGGCGCCCUUGGAAAAGCUCCCAGCAAAGUCACAGAUGCUCUUCCCGAGCCGGAGUCGAUGGGGGCUACAGCGGCUUCAGAGGAUGAAGAAGAGGAAAACAUUGAAGAAAUGCAGUCAAGGCUAGCAGCACUGAGGAGCUAAAACGCCACAUCUUCAUCUCUUUCUGUCUACUCUGAAGCUCUAUAGGCAUAGACCUCAUCUGAGUUAUUGAACUAUUGAAUUGCUUUUUCUUCUAUUCGUCUCAUGUUUUCUGUAUGUUCCUCAAUGGAUUGGAUUUGUAUCAACAAUCUAUGUAAUAAUUUCACACAGAAAACAAGACGAGGAGAAUUGAUCUGGCUACAGAUUAAGUGGAGAACUCUGGCUCCCAGCUGGGUCAAAUUAACAGCAAUCUCAAGCAUUGUAGAGCAGUAAAUUUAUGGGUGCAUGGGAAUCUUUAUUUUCAAACAUAUUUAAUGAAGAAGUCAGUGAUUUCUGCUUUAAUUAAUAUGAGUUAAAAACAAGCUGAAUCUAUGCCUAUAGCUGUGCGACAUGACCAAGUAUCUGUUUUAAAGUGCAGUCAGCUUGGUGUUGGUCUUUGUUUGUCUGUCUUUAAUGUUAUCUUUACUGUAGUUUCGCAAGCCUUAUUUGCUGUCUAAAGCGAAUGCUUCUUCUCUUUACAAACAUUCAUCUGUUUGGCUUUACUGAGUUUGGAGACAUUCAUGAUAGCCACUGUAUGCAAACAUUUUAUGAAUAUAUAGAUAUUUACUUGAAUUGGCAACUACAUGAAAAAGCACUCCUACAUGUGUAACUGUGGAGAAUUGCUGUGACUAUGAUAAAUAUAGCUUUCACACCAGGGCCUUGAAUCAGAGCCAGUGUUCGUAAAGCCUGUCAGGGUGGAAAUUCACUCCUCACUCUCUGUAAAUCUGUCAUUUCAAAUGCAGAUUUUGCACUUAGGAGCAAUGAGCACUGCAGAAGUAACUGAAAGGGCUGUAUUAGCCAGAACACAGAGGCUGGAGUUCACUGUUGAAGUCCAAAAAUGUUUUAUCAUGUUUGAGAACAAUGAAAUUGGCUUUGUCAAACCUUUAUUUAACAAAAGUUGUAACUGACCAUUUCGUUAUUACUGAUAUUAUCUGUUUAUAAAAACGUCACAGCGAGUCAUCUUGCUGCAUAAUGCUGUUGUAAAAAUUGGCUACAUUGUUAUCAGGAGUGUAUCAAAUGCAGUGUAGCCUCCUAGUGCCUCAUAAAAAAAUCUUACUCCUACUCUAAUUCCUAACUUCACUUCUAAAAUUUUAAUGGGUAAUGGGUAGAGCCCCUGUUCUGUCUUUGUUUUGUUUCUGUUCCAUAUCUCUGUUUCAAAUUGUAUUUAUAAAUACGCUCAAUAUUUUUUGGUUUCUCAAAUGUACAAACAUUUUCAUUCAAUCAUUUUUGUUAACAUGAUUGAUUUGUAAAACACUAUCAGUGACAGUUUUGUGACGUGAGAUUGAGUUGCUACUUUUUUCGUUACAAUGCCACAAACACAACUGUUUCUUUCAGCACAAUACUGCAUUGUGUAUGUGUGUAGCUUUCUCUGUAGGGCCUUCCUGUAGAAAGCUGUAGAAAGCACUCAUAAAAGAUAAUAUAUCCAGCUUACUGGCAUGAGGCAGCAUUCUCUUAAACCUCUCCAUUUGUUUUUUAAGUCUGCUAGCUUUCAGACGGUUUGUAAUGUAGUUUACACAGAUGUUACCACCCUUUUGUAACCCUACAGAGUCACUUUUUGUGAACAGUUAACAGUUUACCCUGGUUGCAAAAAUUUUAUACCAGUCUAGUGACAAUAACUUUUCACCGUGGUUCACAAUGAUUUCCUGACAUUGUUUUGUACAGUCCUUGAUGGAUUGAGUGGUUUGCUUCAUUUCAGCCCUUUAAUAAGAAGUGUAAACUCCUGUGCAGAAGACGUUUUUUAUGUAUGUGCAAAACAUGGAAAGGUAAAGGAAUAAAUUUGCAAGACGGAGUCUGA
Astyanax mexicanus (Mexican tetra) is the source of this 2596-nucleotide messenger RNA. It is a transcript of the gene chmp3, whose product is annotated as charged multivesicular body protein 3. The transcript has 6 exons. Gene Ontology annotation, biological process: late endosome to vacuole transport; endosome transport via multivesicular body sorting pathway; protein transport. Lineage: Eukaryota; Metazoa; Chordata; Actinopteri; Characiformes; Acestrorhamphidae. The record is from RefSeq and is a predicted model, not a curated record. Gene Ontology annotation, cellular component: multivesicular body; ESCRT III complex. Bases 103 to 765 code for a protein of 220 amino acids.